ACUGGGAGCUUGGCUCAACCUUAUGCCUUCCUAUAGACGUCCCCUCCAGUUACCGUCUCCUACUAAAAGAAUUACUAUGUUCCCAUUCGUCCUAUCAUGCAAUUUAUUCUUCUUCCUUCUCCUAAUCUUUUUCCUUUUCCUUUUCUAUUUGUUUUUCUCUGCACUACCUCUCCCUUGAUUUCUCUGCACAUAUUUUUCGUCUCCGUUUAAGAACCAUUCCGACCACUUGCCUGCUGGCACGGCACUUGAGGAACCCAUCUGCACUACAUUCCUCGAAAGAAAAAACAAACAAACAACACUUCCUACAAAUAUAACCAACACCAAACCGCCCGUCGGGCUAACCAGAGCUACCGCAGUUUAGUGGGUAGACCUACUGCAUCGGAAUCCACCAAAAACCUGGAACCGUUCGGCAAGACCUAGAAGCGAGCGCGAAGAAAUCAAUCGGUUUACACUAGCUUGUAAAAAGAUAUUGGAUACUGAAGGAUCAUAUGUCUGGUUAUUUCAAGAAUGAAUUACCAUUCUAUGCUCAAACUGACGCAUAUACUACUAAUCCACCAAAUAUAUGCCUUGGAGACUCACCGAUCUGUGACUCCACACAACACUACGGAUGACAACUUAUUGAUUAAGGUUUCUAUGAAAUUGUCAGCUGUUGAAUCUAAUUCAACACCGCACCAUGUUUCUACAGCAGUCUCUGCAUCUCCAAAAUUAGCUCCAUUAGUUACUUCUCCCAAAAUCCCAACACAGUCUACUCAAAACUCUAUUCCAUCUUCAUUGAAAACCAUAAAGAGUGAAUAUAAGACGACUAAAGCGUAUGAAUUAUUGGAACAAGACUUAGAACUAAAUAAACCGAAACAAGCGGAACCAAUUGAAAGUCCUAUUAAUUCAGGAAACUCACUAAAAGCACCAAUUAUCCCUGAUUCAGAAAAUAGCUCGCCAAGGAAGCACCAUGCAAGUCAGACGUUCAGUGGAAAUGGUCUUCGAGAACCUCACCUUCAAAUGUCUGCUGAUUUAGCGCAACCAUUUGAGUCUGGCAAUCUAGUUGGAGACAAUGCUUAUCUUCCCCAUGUAUCUAUGAUUCAUGUCCUUGUUAUCUGCUGUAUUGUAGCUGUACUUGUUGUCUGCGUUUGGAAACCUCUAUGCCAUAUGCUGUACGGUGUGUACAGUGGCUAUUAUGCACGUAAUCUAAUUGGCAACACUGGCAGUGGUGGUGGUUAUACUAGUAACAAGGUGGCGUACCAUCGUCUAUCUACAGAGAGUGUUUAAUCUCAUUAUUAUGCGUCGUUGUCGUCACAUAUCCUAUAUAUUUAUAAUCUCGAGUUUUCGGUAUCAUUUCUUUGUUUUUUUGGUUUAUUUGAAGAGGUGAUUUAGUUUUCCUUGUUCUUACUUCACUAUUUUAUUCACCUAAAUGAAAGAUAGAUAUUGUUUUCUUUUUGAGCUGCUAGUGAUAAUCAUGUAGAUAUAUUUAUGUUUAGCUUGGUUUGUGCUUUUACAUUCGUUAAGUUUUGUAUGUAUACGUGUAUGUACGCAUAAGUAGGAGGUGGUGACUUUGUACACACUUUUUCUAUUUCCAAAUUAUUUGGUUUUUGUACAUCUCUUGGUAUACAUGAAGAACAAAACUCUUAAAAAGCUUUAAGGUCAAUUUUAAAACCUUCUUUAAGUCGUUUG
Molecule: messenger RNA, 1665 nt
Organism: Heterobilharzia americana
Lineage: Eukaryota; Metazoa; Platyhelminthes; Trematoda; Strigeidida; Schistosomatidae
Source: the annotation of a GenBank genome assembly